Molecule: messenger RNA, 2439 nt
Organism: Dimorphilus gyrociliatus
Lineage: Eukaryota; Metazoa; Annelida; Polychaeta; Dinophilidae
Source: the annotation of a GenBank genome assembly
AAUAUAUAUAUAUAUAUACGUUAUAUAUUCAUGUACAUUAACUAACAAGUUUUAGGUUUUUAAAAGGACAAAAGUAGAAUAUAUAUUGUUAUUUUGUUAUUUUAAUCUUGCUUAUCGUCCUUUUUGUGAGUCUACCUUUAAAUCUACCUGCCCAUCUGCUUGCCUGUCCAUAUAGCUGCUUCCCUCUUUGUGUGUCUCUCUCCCAUCCUCAGCCUUCUAUACACACAAACACCGACAUACACACACACACAUACGUACAUACAUACAUACAUACACAUUCCCUCCAAAAUCUAAUAACAUAAUCUACUUAUAAUAAUAAAAAAUUAUAUGGAUUCUUACCAUCCGUGCCAUAAUUUAAAUGAUAUAAGCUUUAAAGUGUUUAUUUUGUCGGUUUUUCGUCCUGUUCAGAGAGCUGUGUCUUUUCAUGGCUGAGACUUUUCUGGCGAGUUUUCAUACUAUGUGAAUGUUUCUAUUUAUGAAUGUGUUGAAUUACACAAAAAUGAAUCGUAGGUUUGGACGUUUCUCUGGCAGGAAAAUAGGAUUUCGAGUUGUUCUCUCGUUGAUUUUAUCGCUGUCUCUUUAUACUUGUUGCAAGUACUCAAGAAGACAAUAUUCAGCAGAAUUCGAUAAUGUUAUAGAAGUUAACAGUCCGGACAAUAUAGUCAUUGAAAAAUAUACUUAUAGAAUAGCUAUUGGUUUGGCAAUAAGUACAAAAGGAUUUCAGAAUGCUAAGCUAAAGGAUUUACCCAUUUUUACAUCCUUUUUCACAUCUUUAUGCAAUACUGCAUCAAUUGGAUAUAACUAUACAGUGUACAUAGGGUAUGACUUCAACGACCCUGUAUUGAGUAAUAUCCAAAAACUUAAUGAAUUUCACCAGAUGUUUCAAAUUAAGAGUUUGUCAUCGUGUCAAAAUAUUCCAAUAGUCUACAAAUUGAUUAAAGUUAAUUAUUCCGGAAAACCAACCUGGGUCCAAAACGACGUCAUGCAAAUUGCUUAUUUAGAAGGCAACGAUUUCUUCUACAGGCUAAAUGACGAUGUCUAUUUAAAUAGUAAUGACUGGUCGGAAAGAUAUAUUAACACUUUACAAUCAUAUAAACCAUCAUAUCUAGGAGUUGUGGGACCAACUGUUCAAGCCGUUGGUGGAAAUAAAAGAGUUUUAACAUUUGAUUUUGUUCAUAGGACUCAUCUUGAUAUAUUUGGAUAUUAUUAUCCGAGAGAAUUCCCUGGAUGGUUUGGUGACGAUUGGAUUACACACGUUUAUCAACCAUUCAAUUCUGUUAGAUUAAAAGAUGUUUCCAUAAUACAUAGUCGGGCUAAAAUUCGUUAUCAUAACCGAGCAGAGACAGUUAGAAAAAUGGAUACGAUACUAAGAAGAGAUAAGGAUAAAAUUACCGAUUAUGUUAUAUUGAAAUGUAACUAUUUAAAGGAGGAAAACUCUUUAAGGAACGCUAUAUCUAUGGACAUAUCUGACUAUAAUAUAGAUAAUAUUUAUGGAGCUGUUAGAAAUGCUUUAAAGUCUCGACUAUAUAUGAAAGAUUAUUCCUUCUUUUUAAAUGUUGAUAUAAAGAAAAUUUCAAAGGAUAUUAUAUCGACAUUUAAUAAGCUAAACAUUACCUUAAUUACUCCUGAUAAUAAUAGAUAUAUUACAGACAAGUCUAUGGGAAAAUUCCUUCCAUUGUUAAAUCGAAAACUUGAUUAUCUACAUAUCCGACACCCAUUAAACAGAUUUUCUAAAAUGGACGAAACCUUAAUUAAUGAAUUUCUAGCUUCUAAUAAAUCGUGCCAAAUAUUAUACGAUUGCUCGGAUAGAGUUGAAAGGACUCUUAAAUUACGGUUUUUGUCUUUUAAUCUGAGAAAAAUAAGGAAGAUAAUACCUUCUUUGGAAGAUCUUUUAUCCUUACCUACGAACAUGUUUACUGAUAAAUUACAUUCUCUUCUCCAACAUGAUUGCCUUCUAUAUUAUAAACAGAAUUGUAAAAACACUGGAAAAUCUAUAAGCAUAAAAAACAAUCAUCAUUUUGAUUUAUUGGAUGAGAAGUUUGAUAAAAACAGUUUAAAACUCUUAGCCUAGUCGAAAGUGAAAGGUAUUGAUUUGCUAAAUUUUCUUUACUUCUUUAACAAAAGCGUAUUCCUGUGUUUUCUUUGCUUAACUUUACUGUUAUGUCUUUCUUAUAAUCUAAUAGGAUUUUUUUCCAAAUAAAUGAAGUUAUACAUAUCAUAAAUUACACACACACACAUAUAUAUAUCACUGAAUUUCUGUCUUCCUCUAUUUGGUAAUAAUAUAGUCUUAUCAUCGUUUCCUUCUUCCUCUUUCUCUCUUAUGUAUAGAGUAUCUUGUUUUGAAAUUUGCUUGUGUUUUCCUCCAUAAAAAGGAUAUAAUUUGUUUUAAUUUGUAUUUUAUUUCAUAUUUAUAAUUACUUAAUAUUGUUCUUGUUUAAA